This is a messenger RNA of Leptopilina heterotoma, 2768 nucleotides long. RefSeq names its product ankyrin repeat domain-containing protein 27-like. The coding region runs from base 190 to 2574 and encodes 794 amino acids. The transcript has 3 exons. Gene Ontology annotation, molecular function: protein binding. The record is from RefSeq and is a predicted model, not a curated record. Lineage: Eukaryota; Metazoa; Arthropoda; Insecta; Hymenoptera; Figitidae.
GAAUACACCCUAAACGCACCUUUAAACGCUUUAAACCAUUGACAGUUGAAACGAAAAACGAUUCCAGGGAUUCCAGAUUGAGUUUACAAGGCUUGGUAAAUCCACUGUGUAGGAAUAUAUUUUGAAGGCGAUUAUUUAUUUUGAAAAUUCUUCAAUUGCUGGACAAUUGGUGCGUGAAAUAUUAACAGAAUGACGUCGAACGAUGAAAAGAAUGAUUCCUACAGUGAAAGUUAUUUUGAUGAUUACAGUGACGAAUAUGAGGAUUUUCAGAAUUACUAUAAUACUGAUAAUUACACACCUAUUUUUCUUGCCGUUCACAAUGGUGAUUUAAAUCGUGUUAGUGCUCUACUAAAUGAAAAUAAUUUAAAAGAAAGUGUGCAUAACAAAAGAAUGUUGCAUGUGGCAGCAGCACGAGGUCACCUGCAGAUUGUCGAUUUGUUGAUAAAAAAUGGAGCUAAACUUAAUGUCGAGGACGUCAAGGGAAGAACACCUUUUUAUAUAGCUUUACAGCAAAAUAAAGUGGAAGUAGCCGAGUUUCUUUUGGAAAAUGGAGCACGUAUUGAUAUUCCAAGAGAUGACGGAAGAACAACACUUCAUGUCGCGAUAAAAACGCAGAACAUUCAAAUUGUCGACAGACUUUUGAAACAGGGUGAUAUAGUCAAUGUACUGGAUGCUAUGUCCCGCUUGAAACCAAUCGAUGUUGCUGCCAGUCUUAAUAAUAUCCAACUUGUGGAACUUCUUCUGAAGUACGGCGCCAAGAUGGAUGACAUUGAUGAGUUUCGCGAAGAACAAAAAGAUGAUCAUAAAAGAAUGACUGCCCUCCAUUAUGCCGCUAAACGUGGUAAUUUAGAAAUGGUCAAGUUAUUAAUGUCGAAUGGAUUUGACAAAAUUGAUGUGAGAAAUUUAAACGAUGUAACACCCCUAGGUGUGGCAAUAAGCAAACAUCGUUUAGGUAUUGUGAAAUAUUUGUUUGAAAGUGGAUCGAAAAUUAAUGAGGAUAUUCCUCUCAUCGAUCUUUGUGAAACCGAUGAAGAUACAGAUAUCUUGAAAUAUCUACUUGAUCAUGGUGAAAAACUUGUUACGGAUCACACAAAAACUCCACUUUAUUUCGCAUUAGACAUGCACGAAUUUAAACUUUGGAGGUACCUGUUAACCUGCUAUUCGAAAAUUGAUGCUGUAUUAUGCUCCAAGGAGACUGAACUUCAUUCAGCUGUGCGUGCCAACAACAUAGAAGAUGUAAAAGAAAUUCUAAAGAAAAUUAAAUUAAAUUCUUUAUCUGGUGAAUUGGGACAGUUCGCAGUUUACAUCGCCGUUGAAAACGGAAACGAGGAAAUGUUAACGAUUCUUCUAGAAGCAGGCUGUUCGGUUGAAAGUUGUUUUAGGGACAAAUUAUCUCCUCUCCAUAUUGCAGCCACAUUCUCACAUACACGUUUAGUCGAAAUUCUUCUGAAAUACGGUGCGAGGAUUAAUUCAGAAACAAGAGCUCUCCAUCACCCAUUGGAUUUUGCAGCAGUUAUGGAAAAUUUAAAUAUGAUUAAUUAUCUCGUGGCCUCUGGUGCUAGGUUCUCUAAAAGAAGUAAGAUUUCAUCACUGACACAUGUACUCAACGAGAGGAAAACAAUUACACCUUCAAUGUUUCAAAAUAUAUUAAAAAUAACAGAGUUGUUAUUAAUUGCCGGAGAUCUCGAGCAUAAAUCAGAUGACCACAUUGAAACAUUAUUGGAAAGUGUAAUGAAUUUAAGAUUUUCUGGAAAGGAUGAAGAAAGUUCGAUCAUUGACAAUGAAUAUAACCUGAAUAUCGAGAAAAAUAGAAAUAAGGAAUUUCGUUCUGAAAUUGUUCGAUGUUUGUUUAAUUAUAUAGACGAGAAAUUACUUCAAGAUGUUCUAAAUUCAUACUUAUGUGAUAGUUGCACUAUUAUAAGUAUUCCUGAAAUGAUUAUCGAGUACUACGAUUCUAAAUUUUUCCCAGAAAAAUUUCAUUUCUCUGGAAAUGAUUGGAAUGAUUCGUUUAUAAUCAAUGAAAUAGAGGACGCCCAGAAACUUCUGGACAUUACACUGAAGCAGAAAGAGGAUAAUGUGAAUGUCUUAGGAAAAAAUGACAAAGAAGUAUUGAAAUUGGUACUUGCUCGUGUUGGAUUGUUACCAUCCGGUGCUGAGGCACUAACUGAAAGUUUUCUUUUAGAAGAUGAUAUAUCAGAGUUUUCUAUAUUUUAUAAUGAUUGUCGACAGCAGGUAAUAAGUAUGCAAGGAACAAAAGUUAUCGAUCAAGUAAAUUUUACUUUUUACGAUAUUCUAUUAAAGUCUACUGAUAAAAUUGCCAAUUCUAUAAAAAAUGACAAAAUAUUAAAUACCAUUGAAUUAUCGUAUGAUAAAUUUCCUAUGUAUGCAAAAUUGUUAAAGUUACGUAUUGAGAAAGCAAAGCGGAAAAUUGAUUUAAUGGAUAUGUCCACGAAUUGUUUGUUUUAUUAUAUUAAACGAAAUUUUAAAAUUCAAUUGUCAUCAUUUGAUAUUGCAGAAAUCUUGCAAUAUCUUGCAAUGAGCGAUCUUCGAAAAUUAUCAUCAGCAUUUUCUUAAUUUUCACACUAAAAAAAGUGAUUAAUCAACGAUGAACAGAAAAAUAUAAUGUGUUACUAUAAUAUUGUCUUACACUGUUAGUUUUGACAUUUGUUAUUUAAAUUAGACUUAAAAGUUUAAAAAAAAUACUUCUUGUUGUCAAUUUUUUGCAUCUGCUGCAACAGUUUUAGUUCUAUUUUUGUACUUAUUUAUAC